Laccaria bicolor S238N-H82 is the source of this 1947-nucleotide messenger RNA. Its product is annotated as glycoside hydrolase family 5 protein. Gene Ontology annotation, molecular function: hydrolase activity, hydrolyzing O-glycosyl compounds. The transcript has 14 exons. The record is from RefSeq and is a predicted model, not a curated record. Bases 1 to 1788 code for a protein of 595 amino acids. NCBI's taxonomy places the organism in Eukaryota, Fungi, Basidiomycota, Agaricomycetes, Agaricales, Hydnangiaceae.
AUGCGGGAUGAUCGACAACAAAAGAACAACAAAUAUUCUGCAGUCUUCCACGCGCCCUUCCACCCUACCUCGGCUCCCAUGUACAUUGCUGUUCUCUGGCAAUUAGUACUCGGUGGCCUCCUGGUGUCCGUUGCCGCGGCCACGCCAAAGAGGAGUCGGCGACAGAGUGGUGCCAGUAAUGUCCCUUCGCAAUUUGUCACGACUCAGAAUGGAAAAUUCGUGGUGAACGGAAGUGCCUUGAAGGUCGUCGGAACGAAUGCAUAUUGGUUGCAUGCUCUCAACACUGAUGAAGACAUUGAUAACACGUUGGCGAGCAUAGCCGCUGUUGGCAUCAAGGUUGUAAGAACAUGGGCGUUCAAUGAUGUUAAUGUUAUUCCCCAGAACGGGACAUGGUUCCAGCUUGUUGCCAACGGCACAACCUCAGUCAAUACGGGACCGAACGGCCUCCAAAAGCUGGAUACGGUCGUUCGACUCGCUGAAAAGCACGGCAUACUGCUUCACAUGGCACUCACGAAUAAUUGGAACCCGUUGCCCUUGGUUGAUGGCCCAGACGGUUUCACAAGGCGCGACGUUACAAAGGGUACCAACAACAAGUUCCCAAGGAAUACAUUGAGCAAUGAUUAUGGCGGCAUGGAUGUUUAUAUUCGAGAGUUUAACGCCCCCCGAAAGCAUGACCAAUUUUAUGUUAACGAGACCCUCAUUAAUGCUUUCAAAAACUACACGACUCAAAUUGUAUCUCGCUACGUCAACAGCCCUGCAAUUUUUGCCUGGGAGAUCGCUAAUGACCCAAGAUGCAAUUCAACUCUUCCCGCAGCGUCUACAUGCACCACCACAACUGUCACAAAUUGGCACUCUACGAUUGCCCAACAUGUCAAAUCGGUAGAUCCUAACCACCUCGUGUCUUCGGGGAACCAAGGAUUCUUUUGCGUCGACUGUCCAAAACUUUUCCCCUCAACUCCCACUCCGCCUACACCGCAGGUCUCAUCCGCGCCCGGAACGAGACGACGAGGUCUCCCAAGGUUUCUCACGAAAGCAAGGCUAUUGCAGGAUCGCACAGAGGCCCUGAAGAAGACCAGGAACUUGCAGAAACGUUCUAGCCCUCCAGCAGGAGGUGUUAAAGUUCGUGGACGUUGGGUCGCUACUCCGACGAGACGUCAAGACGAUGUAGGCGUCGGAUCGGCCUUUGAUGGGUCACAGGGCGUUGACAGCGAAGACAUCCUCAACAUACCCGAGAUCGGGUUCGGUUCCUUCCAGCUCUUUCCGGACCAGGUUUCGUAUGGACCCGUUGAUCCGAAUCUCCCAGCUUUCAAUAAUACUGUGCAAACCGGUAUAGACUGGAUAAAGCGUCAUGCUGAAGCGGGACUAGCCGCCGGAAAGCCUGUUUCUCUCGUAGGGUUUGGUCUGGUCACGCAAGCAAACCUCCCCUUCUUUGUCCCGUUCAAUACCACCGUUGGCCCAGACCAAAGCACUUCUUCUCUAUCCACUCGGCAAGAUCAACAGGCAAUCGGUGUCUCUGACGGCCAAAGAGACGACGCUUAUUCUCAAUGGCUCAAUGCCGGUUUGUUGGCGGGCCUGUCAAGCAUGGUACAAUACCAGUGGUCCCAAGGAGACUUAACAGAGCAAGAUGGGACUGUGGUAUCAUCUUCCCAGACUGAGACAGGUGUUUCUUCUACCGUGACGGGUACCGGCGUGUCUCCAAACGAUGGUUACGGCAUCAAUGGUGUAGGACAAGUGGACGCUCAGGACACAAUUUCGGAAGCAUCACAAGCAUUUGGGUCGGAUAGUUGAAGAUCUUUACGUUGAAAUCACAUAUACGAACAUAAGACACUUUUCCCUUGCUUUCAUUUCGCUUUCAUUCCCAUUAAUUGGACUCCUCUUAGCCCUACAUUCGAACCUUGUACGAGUAACGACCUACUUACAUUAGAAUACAUUGAUGUGACUUGUUUG